AUGCCGGAUUCGAAACCGAAGCCCCAUGUGGUUGCACUCGUCCAGGAACUCUACAGCGAUUUCUUGAAGCCCAGCUACAUCAACGACCGCUUUGCCAGCCUUCGCAACAUGGGCCGUGCUGACUGGUGGAUGAUACAAGAUGUGGCUGUGCAACCCGCUACAUGGCGAGCCCUUUGCCUGGUGGGUUUUCCUGUGGCGAUGUCCGGCUUUAUGCGGGCCACAAUGAAGGUCCUCAGAUUGAGGGAGGCCUCGAAUGUUGGAAAGAUCGGCAAGGACGUUCGGAAUGUUGAAAUGUUCCUGGAGCAGGAGGCCAAAGCUGGCAAUUAUGAUCCGAAGCUUAAUUUCGGAUCUUUUGUCGUGCGGAAGGCACAGACAGUAGAUAUCCCAAACAGUGAGGACCGAACAAAGCUUGCAAAGGAGGCACAAGAACAACUGCAGCAGGAGCAAGACAAUAUGAAGGACCCGGAACCCGAGACGACAGAAGGUGCUACAAGCAAAACCAAGAAGGCCUUGCCAGCAGUCAAGGCAAAGGCCAAAGCAAAGGCGAAAGCAAAGGCCAAAGCAGUCCCAAAAUCCAAAGCAGCCCCGACCAAGACAGCCCCGGCAACAACCCCGAAAGCAAAGGCGAAAUCGAAAGCCAAGUUGACGAAGCCUGCCCCUCCGAGCCCCGAUGUUCGGGAUCCCACUGCCCGUGCUUCCACCGAUCCUCCCGCAGGCAAGCCAAGCAAACCGGAGCACACAGAGGAGACGCAGCCGGACAACAGCAACAAGAAGAACUCUGUAAAUGCAAACGACAAAGCGGCCGCAGCAAAGCCCACAAAGAUGCUGAAGCGAAAGAAAGGAUUGAAGAAGCGAUGCAAAGGAGGCCAAGCCGAGAAGAUGGCAACCAGCAGAAAGCGCAAAGCCCACAAGCUCUACAUGAGCAAGCAUACACCGGGUGAGAUCAAGAAGACUUUCGAGAGGUUCAAGUAUUGCCAUCAGCUCAGGAAAAUGGAAAAAUGGCAUCAUCUACAAGACGGUGACAUCGAAAAGGAAGAAUUCUUCUUUGGGAUGCCGAAAAUGGCUCACUCGUCUGCAAUUGCUUCAGCAUUUCGACAACGAUGCUGA
Symbiodinium sp. CCMP2592 is the source of this 1107-nucleotide messenger RNA. Lineage: Eukaryota; Dinophyceae; Suessiales; Symbiodiniaceae. The record is from the annotation of a GenBank genome assembly.